Brugia malayi is the source of this 2145-nucleotide messenger RNA. Its product is annotated as 4930438O05Rik protein, putative. Bases 1 to 2145 code for a protein of 714 amino acids. The transcript is spliced from 14 exons. Gene Ontology annotation, biological process: cilium assembly. Gene Ontology annotation, cellular component: ciliary tip; centriole; ciliary basal body. Lineage: Eukaryota; Metazoa; Nematoda; Chromadorea; Rhabditida; Onchocercidae. The record is from RefSeq and is a predicted model, not a curated record.
AUGGCGAAAAAAUUGCAAAUGAAUGAUGGAAUUAGUAAUGCUGUAUGUCAGAAGAGAUUAUUGUCUCAUUUGGAGAACGAUGAAUGUGAACAAUUUUUUAAGUGUUGGAAUGAGUUAUUUGUUGAAGAAUGUAGUAAAUCUGCGGAAGUAAUUUCAUUGGAAUUUAAUAUCCAUUUGUAUUUCGUGACAUUUCCGCUUCGUAAAUCACCAUCAGAUAAAGAAGAAUAUAGGAAAAGAAUUGAAGGAUUGAAGAAAUUGUUGGAGGAUGAAAAUGGUAUCAGAUACAGUGCUGAUGUUCAGCUUGUUCAGUACUUUGCAUUACCUUAUGUUGUUGAACCUGAAAAACAUCCUGUUUUUAAAGAAUUAGCUCAAAAGAAAUGGGCCAAAAGUCUUUUUGAAAAUUUAAGUGUAUUUUUGGCAAAUUAUGCGACAAAUAUCGAUGAUACUCAAAAUGUUUUAUUACAAAAAUGGAUGACAGCUUAUCGAUUACAAUAUAAUGAAUUGUUGGAAAAAAAAUGUCUCAAAUUACAAUAUAAUUACAAUCGGAUUGUUGAUAUUGUCAACGAAAUGUUUAAUUACGUGGAACAAUCAAAUAAAGAAGUGGGAGUAAUUCAUCUAUCAGCUGAAUAUAUUAUGGAAAUGAAGGCGCGUUUUGAAGAUGUAACAACAAGCGCAGAACAACAUAUGCAAACAAAUAUUGCUAGUAUAAGUGAAACAUCAGACAAAAAGUGUGAUAGGCCUGGAAAAUUAAGUACACGUAUGAAAAAGAAGAAUAGAACAGUGAAAAAUGAUGAAACAGUUGACAAAUUGACGCCAAUGGUUCCAUCAAAAACACUUAUCAAAUUGAAAGAGAUGAAAGAGGAAGAGGAAGUGAUAAUGGACGAUGUGAUUGGAAGGCUUAAUUAUACCAAAAUUGGAAAUUGUCUGAUUAAGAGUGCUUCAGCAAGGCUUAGUUCUCUUUUAUUGCAGGCCUUACGUCAGCGUAUAACAAGAAUACCAAUUGAGAGUGCUGGACAGGUGUUGGAAGUUUAUGCAAAUAACGAUUUAUUGUUAUUGAAACAUUUGAAAAAUAGUGUAGUAAGCGUGAUUACAUCACAAGGUGAUAACGGAAAUGAUACGAAAGAAGAAUUGUGCCGCUUACUAAACUCUAUCGCAUCAUUUAAUCUUGGCCGAAACUAUCUCUUGGCCAAUAAUCAGGGCAAGGAAUUAAUUGCAACAUUAACGAUGGCUUUAAAAACCAAAAAAUUACACCAUUAUGCGGGUGAACAUGUUCUGGCAACACUUCAAAAGCUUAGUAUAAGAUCAUCGGUGCAAAAAGAAUUGAUAAAACUAGGUAUGGUGGAAUGGUUAUCAAUAUACCUUGGUGGUAAAUUAAGUCCAACAGCGCUUGAUUAUGGUUGUGCAUUAUUGUUAAAUUUAUGCUUAGAUCCAUCUGGCAGAUCAGCAGCUUCACGUGUGGCUACAAUUUUUACUACAACAAUAGCAAAUUUAAUAUCUGAUCAUAAAUUACAGGUAUGCACAUACAUUAACGGUAUACUCUUCACAAUACUCGGUAUUGCACAAAUAAAAGCACGAGUGAAAGAGAUCAAUUUAAUUAAUGCCGUCAAAGAGAAAAUAAACAAUCAUCAUUGCAAGGAUGACGAGAAACAGCUACCGAUUAUUUACAAAAUUCUUAACGGUGAUCUUGAAGCGCCGCUUAUUUGGCAUUUGGGUUUCAAUGGAACCGAAGAAGUCCAGGAAAUCGAUUAUGUAGAAGCGGAAGUCGAAAGCACGGAUACGGUAGAGCCUCAUCUGGACGAACUCUUCGGUGAAAAGCUAUUAAUUGCGAAGUUUUGCUUGGCAGAUACAUUAGACAAGCCAGUUUCUCGUUCUGACAUGAAUAUCAUUGAUAGCAAUGAAAUAACUGUUCCACCAGGAACUGUACUAAAUAAACAAGCCAAACGCCAUACUCCAGUAAUACUGCGAAAUAUUGGGAAGAACAUUAGUAAGGUACAGCAACCAUUACAGCUAGUAAAUGUUAAGUCAGGCGACUCUUUCAAACGUCCCGAUUCAGUAUCAUCACAGCAGACGUUUGUCCUCGAAAAUAGUCGUCGGCGGCCAUUGGUUGCACGAGAUCCGUUUAAAAUUGGUUUCGUUUUUAAAUGA